AUGCCAGGGAUCCCUGGCACCAGGACCGCGUUUCCCGUGCUUCGUCGGGGUCGCAAGCGGACAUGGCUCCGAUCACAAGAUGGCGAGGAUGCGGUCAAUUCAACGACAACGUCACGAGCUCGGCACAGCUCAGACAAGUCAAUGCACAUCAGUCCCGUCGAAGUCCAGGCAGAAGCAGCAAAGUGCAGUAGCUCACCAGACAGGCCUUCAGCGUCAAUCACCACCACGAGCAAUGCCGCAAGCCCCGCCACUGCCGAUACCACGGGCACGGAGGUCCCAGCGCAGAACCAAGAGCGACGACGGCGCCGCCUGUCACGACGUCCUCCUGCCCUGAAUCCACUCCGCAUUCGCAAGGGUGCCGUUACCCCACAAGCACCUCCGCCGGCGCCCUCUCCGCCGCUAGAAGAGUGCUCCAUCUGUCAAGAUCCGGUCGGUGUCGCCAACCCAGAAGGCGUGACUGAGACGUGGGCUGAGCUGCAAUGCGGGCAUCGCUUCGGGCGCACAUGCAUCAUCACCUGGAUCAUCGAUAGCCUCAACCGGGAUUGUUAUACGAAUCCCAGCUGCCCCGUAUGCCGGAGGGACAUCAUCCACCCGUGCGGCCAUCUGAUCGUGGUGCCGCUUACACGAGUCAGUGCGGCGGUCGGCGACCGCCACAGCAAUCACGAGAACAAUGGAGGGCGCAGCGAGACAGAAGAGGAUGAUACUGGCGGUGAAGGGUUCGACACAGAUGCGGACGACAACGACGAGACUAGCGCCAACGUCCAGAGGCAUCGUCGCCGAUUCUCCAUGAUCUCCAGGGUCUCUCUCCAGUCAAGAGUCGCGGCAGUCAUGAGCACGAGCUUUUUGCGCCUUGUCAGCGCCACGAUUGUCCGAGCAGUCAAAUUGAGUCGAAGGAUGUCACUGCGUGUGCGCAUGUCUCGCCAGUCUCUGUGCGCCGACGAGUCUUCGGACGCUAUCCAGGUAAUGCCGCCUGCGGGCCACUGCACCAUCUGCAGGGAGACACGGGGCGAUGAGCCCGAUGACAGCGACGGGUCGCAAGAAGAAUAG
This is a messenger RNA of Microdochium trichocladiopsis, 1047 nucleotides long. RefSeq lists its product as uncharacterized. Bases 1 to 1047 code for a protein of 348 amino acids. The transcript has a single exon. The record is from RefSeq and is a predicted model, not a curated record. NCBI's taxonomy places the organism in Eukaryota, Fungi, Ascomycota, Sordariomycetes, Xylariales, Microdochiaceae.